Adineta steineri is the source of this 3324-nucleotide messenger RNA. The record is from the annotation of a GenBank genome assembly. Lineage: Eukaryota; Metazoa; Rotifera; Eurotatoria; Adinetida; Adinetidae.
AUGACAAGUACAGGACAAUUACCUGAACCAUGGAAAAGUACAGCAGCAACUUUAUUCAAUCCUUAUUUAAAUAUAAAUCAAAGAUCAAAUUCAACUCGUCGACAAUCUGCUCGUACACAAAAUUCAACAUCAAAUCGUCAAAUUCGUGUUCCACCUGAAAGUCUUGUUAGUGUUGGAAAUUUAAAAGUAACUUCGUCGGAAUCACAAACAAGACCAAGAUCAAAACAUUUUCCAAGUUCAAAUGCAACUGAACAAGUUUCAAUUUAUGUUCAACAAAUGAUUCAUUAUCAUAAUGAUGUUCAAAAUGAAAACAAUGAUGAUAAUUUAAAAUAUUCAUUUGGUUCACCAAAUGAAAGAAUAAUAAUUACAAAAAGAUCUGGAUUAGAUAAACAACAAACACAAGUAUCGAAAUAUGAAUUAGAUGAAUUUUUUACUACAGCUAAUGAUCAAAUGUCUCGUGUUGCAUCGAAAAUGCUUGGAAGAGAAUCAAGUUUUCAUGAACAUUAUUCUUCAAGAGGGGAAAGUCCUAAAUAUAGAACAAAGAAACGUCAAGGUUUAACAUUGGCAGAUAUGUGUAAUGUAGCUUCUAAUGUAGGAGAUAAAAUGAUUCAGAGUAAAGAAAAGGUUGGUCUUGAAGCUAUACGUGGUUUUCGUUUACCAUCAGCUCGAUUAGCAUAUGAACCAUGUGAAUUUUAUCCAACAGAUGCAUCAGUUUUACUUGGUCAACCAAUUGUCAAUCGAGUUCGAUUAUCUGAUAUACUUAUGGAUGAUAAUUUUUCAAAAGAAGAAAUGAUUCAAGUCGUUGAAAAUAAUAAUAAUAAUAAUGUAGAUGAUAGAGCAUCAAGAACAAGUCGUGUUCAUCCAAAAUCGGCAACAUCAACAGGAUCAAAAAUUAUUGAAUUAAAAGAUUGGAGAGGAAAAAUUACUCAAGGAAAUUUACCAGAUGUUCGAAGUCAUUCAAGAAGACAACGUUCGGAAUCUAUGGAAUCUCCGCAACGACCAUGUACAGCUGCAAGUAAUUUAUCAAAAACAAGACCAGAAUCAGCUGGUGGACUUAUUAAUGAUGAUCAAAAUGAAGAAGAAGAUACUAAAAUUUCAUCAUCUAAAUCAGUAAAUAUUCGUCAUACACCAGUUGGUUCAGCAUUAAAAAGUCCAUUAAGUUUUCAACAACGACAAAGAAAUUAUCCACUUAAUGUUCGUAUUCAUGAAACAGAUACGAAACAAGAUAUUGAUCAAAAUAUCAAUGUAAAUGAACUUGUAAAAGGACGAAAUGUUCAACAUACUGAAAAUAAAAUUAAUCCACCUGCAUUAAAAGCAUCGAGUGAACAUAAAGAUGAACAAAUACGAAUCAGUGAAAUUAUUCUACGUCCAUCAUCUGAAUCAAUAAUUUCAACACGUACAACACCACUUACAAUAUGUACACGUGAUUCACAAAGUCGAGAAAAUGUAUCACCAGAUUCAACAUUAAAUAAACGAACAUAUAAAUUAUUACCAAGUGCAUCAAGUCAAGUUUAUCAAACAAUUCCAGAAUUCAAUGAAAAUUCUAAUUCAAAUUUAAUCAAUGCACAAUUUAGUCAAUUGACAUUACCACAAUUAGAACUUUUAGAAAAUUACGAUCCAACAAUUAGUACGCGAAUUGGUGCACCAUUUAUUCCUGUUCAAAUGUUAGCAAGACCACAAGAUACUCAACAAGCAGCAAAACUUUCUACUGAACAAAUUGAACGAGAUUAUCCAAAAAAAAAUGGUCAACCUAUAUUUGAAAUUCGUCCACCUCGUUCAACUCAUAAUAUAAUUGAUGUUGCUCUAACACUUCAAUCAACAAAAACAAAACGAGUACCUAUUGAAAGACAAACAACAUUUGAAAGACCCAAAAAUGAACCACCAGUUGAAGAUAGUAUACAAAUAAAAUCAUUAGAAAAUCCAAAUCGUUUAACUAUUGAACUUUAUACACCACCUAAACAACGUUCAUUUAUUAAACACACAACUUCAAUCAAAUCAUCACCAAAACUACAAUCGAGACAGUCAGAUCUUCUUUCAAUUAUGGAUCGACAAUCGACUUUUCAAGAUCCUCUCAAGGAUGAAGAACGUAUGGAAUCUAAUUUAAGUGUUAUUAAUAUGCGAACACAACAAGAAGUCGAUCAAACUCAAGUACAAAAAAAAACUCCUCAAAAACGUCUUUUAUUUCCGACAACUAUUGUAACAAAUGCAAAUCCAAGUCCACCGCGUCAGCAAAGUUCUAAAAAUCGAGGUAGUCCAACUCGUCAACAAAGUUCGAAACAACAAGGAAGACCAAUUCCAAGUGUAUUUCUUACACAAGAUCCAGAUGAUUAUAAUUAUUCGACAUCUGUAUAUCGUCAUGCAAAAGAUAAUGUUGAUAUAAAACGUACAUUUAAAGGAUUUAUUAGUGAAAAUCUUCCGAAAAAAUUAUCAGCUGAAGAAAGAAAAAAACGUGAAGAACAACAAAUAGCUGCAAUUAAAAUUCAACGAGCGUAUCGAGAUCAUUUACAACGACGAGAUGAUAUUGAAACACGUCGUCCAUCGACAAGUCAAAUACAAGAACGAGAACGUGAUCAUCGAAAAGCUCUUUCAGCUAAACGUGCACAACAUGUUGAAAGACAAUUAAAUGAUCAAAUAAGAAUUCGUGAAGAAAAUAAACAAUAUAAACAAGCGAUUAAUGACGUUGGACCAUCUGUUGAAAUAUUUGGACAAUUUAAUCAAGUUGAAGCUCAAUUUUCAAAAUCUACACUUAAUCGUGCUGCUACAUGUAUUCAACGUUGGUGGAGAGGAUUUAUUAUUAGAUAUAAAGCACAUUCAUUGAGAGAAGAAGUUGCUACAUUUGGUUCAACAUGGUCUCAAUUUAUACAUCAUUAUCGUGAUGUUAUUCGACGUACUCAAAUAAUACGUCAAUCAGAUCGACAACAAUUUCAUUUUACUCGGGAUCAAGCCAAAGAUUUUCUUACAACUGAAAAAAAAUUAACAACUAUUUAUAAUACAAUUUCAUUUAAUGAUAAAUUAGAUCAAAAUGAAGUUGAAACAUUUUUUCAAUGUUGUGAUUUAUCAGCAACAUCCGAUGAAAUUAAACAAGCAUUAAAAGCUGUUCUCAAAUAUUAUCCACAAAAGAAAAAUGAUUCAUUAACAAAAGAUAUGGUUUUUGAUGUUGUUUAUAAUAUCUAUCCACCAUUAGGUACUGGACUUAAAACAUCAAGAAAAUCAACUUGGGUUCGACCAAUUAUUGAUGGAGAAGAUGAAACUGAUAUUCAAGGAACACCAUUUUUAGAACCAAUCGAUAUGAAUGUUAUCAAUAAAUUUUUGGGAAAACCAUAA